This is a messenger RNA of Chelonoidis abingdonii (Abingdon island giant tortoise), 2732 nucleotides long. It is a transcript of the gene FNDC7, whose product is annotated as fibronectin type III domain containing 7. Lineage: Eukaryota; Metazoa; Chordata; Testudines; Testudinidae. The record is from RefSeq and is a predicted model, not a curated record. Gene Ontology annotation, molecular function: protein binding.
UAAUAUUUUCUGCAUUUUCAGUUGGAUGCAGUAUGCUUCAUUUCACUAAAUAUUCCUUGCAGCCACUUAUAAGCCAUCCAGAAAAGGGGAGGAGGAGCUAAGACAAAUAUUUUUUUCCACUGUCUCAAAGACCAGUCUUAACAACAACAAUAGUGAGGUGAUUACUGUUCUUUAUGGGGUAUCUGAUUGAUCACAUCCAGAAGCAAAGUGUGGAAUAAAAGUUUUGUCUGACAAGAUGUGCAGUGGAAAAGGUAAACCUUUGGUACUUAUUGGAUUUAUCCUCAUCAGUCUUGAAAUGAUUGUUUCAGCUAACACAGGUUUCUCUAUAUCCAUAUAUAAUGUGACAUCAAGAAACAUUUAUCUCAGAUGGUCCAAGUUUUCAGGAGCCUUUUCCUACAGAAUCAUAGCAACCCCCAGGAACACAGUAGGCCACUCUUUGUUGGCACGUUUCAGUGAUGUUCCUGUUAUAGGCAUUCUUACUUCACUAACUCCCAACACUGUCCAUACUGUAAAAGUGGAAGCCAUUGAUAAGAAUGGAAUUAUCCUGGCGGAAGCACAGACUAAGCAGUUAACAGCUCCUGAGAUACCUGUUAUUGACCAAGCUUAUUCAAAACUGAGCAACAGAAUCACAGUGGAAUGGGCAGCUGUUCCUGGGGCUACCAGUUGUCUACUGACUGCACAGGAUGGAGAUUCUUCCAUUGAAACUAUAGUCAUAAAUUCACCAGGCACAGUGACAGGAUUGAAGGCUGCUACACUGUACAAAAUCACCAUCAGAUCUAUAAACUCUGGAGGAAGAAGCCUACCUUCACCUUCAAAGACAGCAAAGACAGUCUUGGCUGCUCCGGUCCUGUCUGUAAGUUCUCCAAGUUACGACUCCAUAGUAGUGAGCUGGGGAGCUGUAUACAUGGCAGUUGGAUUUUCUGUGUCCAUCAUGAGAUCAGAUGGUUUAGGCAGUAUGCUGAAAGAGAACACCACCCAUACUUCCUUGGUAUUUACCAGUCUAGAUCCUGGAACUCUCUAUACCAUCAAGGCACAUGCCUGGAAUGUUAAUGGAAUACCUGGAGAUGAUUUCAUGUACAACCAAAUAACAAGUCCUCAUGCACCAUCAGAUGUUCAAGUUGCUUUUGAUAGUGGAACUUUGAGGGCCACUGUUUCUUGGAUACCGACAGAGGGAACUUUAAAUUACAGUGUGACAGCCAGCAGUGGAGCCUCCAAACUGAACUGUAGCACAUCUUCCACUUCCUGCCCUUUGUCUUCACUCCAGUGUGGAUCUGAGUACUCUGUUUAUGUUGUAGCCAAUAACGGUGCUGGAUCCAGUAAACCUACAGAUGCAGUGAAUUUAAAAACUGUUCCUUGUGUACCAAGAAGUAUAACAAUAGAAGAGGACAACCCUGGUAAAUUGUCAGUGUCAUGGUCUAAUGUAGAUCUUGGAGAUUAUUAUGUGGUUUUUGUGAAAAGCGAUGACGGCUUGGAAGUGCACUGCAACACAUCCCAUACCCAAUGCCACUUCCAAUCAGAUUGUGGUUUCACCUACUUCAUUGGUGUCUUCGCAUACAACAAGGCAGGACAGAGUCCUUUAGGGGAUAUAUUCAAUUAUACGACUUCACCUUGUUGCCCCAGUGACUUUUACCCAGUGUUUGUGUCCAGUGAUACAGUUGAAAUUGUCUGGUCUCCUGUCCGUGGUGCUGAAAUGUAUGAAACAAAAGCUGUUGAUGGGGCUGGUAUCGUAUUGUGUCAUGACACUGCCACAAUUUGCAUCCUGUCUGCAUUGCAGUGUAACACCCAGUAUAACAUCACUGUGUAUUCUUACAGUGAAAUCAGGGGCACCAAUACAUCAUGUGUAUCUAAAUAUGUGGCAACAGCUCCAUGCAGUCCUGAAAUAAAAAACAUCUCACAGGAUGAUCUUUCCAUAAUUAGUGUGCACUGGCAGGCCAAUAAUGAUGAUGCUAUGUACACUGUUACUGCUAGAGGAGAGGCUGGAUUGUGGCAUUGCACAAGUUCUGGAAAUUCCUGUAACAUAACUGGUCUUCCCUGUGGAUCAGUUUUCUCUAUUAGUGCCGUGGCAAUUACAACAGCAGGGCAGAGCUUACCUAGUUACAGUGUUCCUUUAGAGACAGCUCCUUGUUGCCCUAAUGAUCUGACAGUAACUCAAGUGAUGCAGUCUAUAACAAAUAUCAGCUGGUCUGUUGGGGCUGGUGCAAAGAUAUACAUAACAAUACUGGAAUCACCGAAAGGAAGAGCCAAGUGCCACACUCUCCAAAACCACUGUCUCCUGGGAUGCAUUACAUGUGGCACUAACUAUACAGUGUCUCUGAAAGUGAUUACUGAAACUGGUUUGGCCUCAUACUGCACAUAUCAAGACUAUUCUUCCAGUGCUUGCUGUCCUUCUGGGGUGAAAUUAUAUAGACUGGGCAAUAAUGGUAUCCGAAUAUGCUGGCAAGCUUCUGCAGGGUUGAUAAGUACAGAUCUAUAUGGAUCAAAAGGCAAUUUCACCUGUACCCCUACUUCAGGUUUGAGUUAUUGUGAUGUCACCGAGAUACCUUGUGGGGAUGUCUAUACAGUGGUAGUUUCUCCAGUUCCUGAGAAAGGAUCAAAGCUUACAUUUUGCCCUAAAAAAAUAUAUUCAGUGACCUGCUCUGGAAGUUCUGUUGGAAUGGGUACGAGAAUGCUGUCAGUAUUUCACCGUUAAUGAAUAUGGUGGUUCUAGUGAGAGAUGUUUCUCUUAGAAUGAA